AUGUUCAGGCGUCCGAGACAGACUGAGCCCGAGAGGUUCUCAUUGAGACUCAGUACAAUACUUCAACCGCUACCUGUUAUUUCUUGGGGAACGCUUGCAAUGUGGUAUCUGGGUGUACCUAUAGGCCUUGGGACCGCCAUGAUUGUGGUGCAAGAUAAUGAUCACACUGCCGCCAUUGAAAAGCUCAAGAACGCGGGAUUCAUCCCAAGUAUUCCAGAACGCUCUCCUCCUGAUGAGAUUAUUAAGAACCUUCCAAACCCCCAAGAGGUGCUGGACGGAAUAAAUGCCGGCUACAAACGUUUGGAUCAGUCCUGUGCAAUAUUUAAUUAUCCACCCGGUGGUGUAGGAGAAAAAGGCAUGCAGGUGUACCUGUUUCCAAAUUCUUUUGCACACCUUUCUCUUGAAGAUGCUCCCCACACAGAGACAACAAAGCAAUACAAUAUCUACGGCAAUUUACACUACCCACUUGAGCAGGCACUGGUUGAAAGCUUUGUUAAGGCUGCGAUUGAUGAAGAAAAAGAGGCUGGUUUUUCAGCGUGGGGCGAGACAUUGAGAUCCUGGGUGUCCCUGAUGACAGGAUACCUGGAGGUUGAUAAUGAUGCCCUCGAUCAUUGUGCGGAUGAACAGGCAGUGGAAUGGUAUAGUGUCAACUUUGGUCGAAUCCGCGAGACUAAAUUCGGCCCCAUGGACCAGCGCAUUUCAAAACGUCUCGGUUCAGGCAAAGAGCUGCCAAUAGAUAUGAGGGGAAAUCCCAUUAGAUCGUGUUUUAAUUCAGCUACAAAUACAUGA
This is a messenger RNA of Paracoccidioides brasiliensis Pb18, 789 nucleotides long. RefSeq lists its product as uncharacterized. The transcript has 2 exons. The record is from RefSeq and is a predicted model, not a curated record. The coding region runs from base 1 to 789 and encodes 262 amino acids.